AUGGAAGAAAACACCAAGAUUUUUGCUUCUUUCCCUGAGUACCAAAAUCCUACGCUGAUUCCUACAUACCAGGCGGUAAAAAAGUUACCAAGGAUGAACGUACCGCUCGACGGCGCAGGUGGUGAUAACGGCCUCUUCUGGUACCCUUCCUCAAUCGACCCCAAGACGUACAGAAGAUCGUACUCACGAACUGGACACUACGAUGAUAUUGAGAGGUCCAACUUCGAGGUUAUCACUCGGCACAAAGUACGCAAAAUCCUCUUUGAUGGAACGACCGCGAUUGGAGUCGAGUUCUUCUCUCGAGACGCUGACGGGCAAUCCGUCACUGUGAAGGCGAAUAAGGAGGUCAUUAUUGCCGCCGGCGCCGUUCAUACCCCUCAGGUCUUGCAGCUUAGCGGUAUCGGUCCUAAACCGCUUCUUGAAAAGGCCGGCAUCCCGGUGCUGCUCGACAUCCCCGGCGUUGGCCAGAACUUCCAGGACCACGCUUAUUUGAGCGUCGGAUACCAAUGGGGCAACGGUAGCCCGAAGGGGCCGGAUGUGCCUGCGAAUGGCGAUUUGCGAAGCGUAGCGGCGCCGAACUUGGGUGCAUGGAUCGGCCUGCCGACCAUGACGGAGGAUUUCGAGGAGAUUGCGGCCAGAUAUGAGGCACAGGACCCGGCGGAGUUCUUGCCUGAGGGGACGCACCCAACGGUUAUUGCAGGUUAUGCUUCGUUUCAGAAGCUACACGCCAGAUUGCUGCGUAGCAAGAAUACCAACUUGAUGUGGUUACCGCUUAUGGGCGGGGCGGGGGGCAUUGUGAUGAGCAUGCAUGUUGUUAGCCACGGAACUAUCAACAUUGAUCCUACAAACCCAGAGGCCGAACCCAUUGUGGACUACCGCGCACUAAGCAACCCGACAGAUAUGGAAAUCAUGGUUGAAAACAUCGAGUACAUGCGCAAGUACAUGGCGAGCCCGGAUUUUGCUCAGUAUAGGCCGAGAGAGACAUCUCCAGGGAAGACGGUGACAGGGGAGGCGCUGAAGAGCUGGAUUCGGCAACAGUAUAUCCCGACCAAUUUUCAUCCGAUCGCAACGGCGGCCAAGAAACCGCUCGAGAUGGGAGGCGUGGUUGGGGAGGAUCUUGUGGUGCAUGGAACGGAAAGGCUCAGUGUAGUGGAUGGCAGCAUCAUGCCGUUACUGCCUGGAGCGAAUACGCAGCAGACGGUCUACAUGUUGGCGGAGAAGGUAGCUGUCGAUUUGAUCAAAGCUCGACAGUAG
Messenger RNA from Colletotrichum truncatum, 1254 nucleotides. NCBI's taxonomy places the organism in Eukaryota, Fungi, Ascomycota, Sordariomycetes, Glomerellales, Glomerellaceae. The record is from RefSeq and is a predicted model, not a curated record.